Messenger RNA from Psammomys obesus (fat sand rat), 1866 nucleotides. RefSeq names its product RNA binding protein with serine rich domain 1 (gene Rnps1). Gene Ontology annotation, molecular function: RNA binding. Bases 188 to 1105 code for a protein of 305 amino acids. Gene Ontology annotation, biological process: mRNA splicing, via spliceosome. The record is from RefSeq and is a predicted model, not a curated record. The transcript is spliced from 8 exons. Gene Ontology annotation, cellular component: ASAP complex; nucleoplasm; cytoplasm. Lineage: Eukaryota; Metazoa; Chordata; Mammalia; Rodentia; Muridae.
CUCUGACGACAGAGUUGCGCCGGCGUCCGGGUGUGAGAAGAGCGGGAGGUGGUGGCAGCCUCGGGAAGAUGCUGCUCUUUGGCGUAAAUUGCAAUCGAUUAGGGAUCGUUUCUCAGACUCAAGUUAGAAGUGAGAGUUCAGAUAAGUGAGGCCGACAUUGCUGCUUUGAACACCUCAGAAGGGGAGAAUGGAUUUAUCAGGAGUGAAAAAGAAGAGCUUGCUAGGAGUCAAAGAAAAUAAUAAAAAGUCCAGCACUAGGGCUCCUUCUCCCACCAAACGCAAGGACCGCUCUGACGAGAAGUCCAAGGAUCGCUCUAAGGAUAAAGGGGCCACUAAAGAGUCGAGUGAGAAGGAUCGUGGCAGGGAUAAGACCCGGAAGAGACGCAGUGCUUCAAGUGGGAGCAGCAGUACCAGGUCUCGGUCCAGCUCAACCUCCAGCUCAGGCUCCAGCACCAGCACAGGCUCAAGCAGUGGCUCUAGCUCAUCCUCUGCAUCCAGCCGCUCGGGAAGUUCGAGCACCUCCCGAAGCUCCAGUUCUAGCAGCUCCUCUGGCUCCCCAAGCCCUUCUCGGCGUCGGCAUGACAACAGGCGGCGUUCCCGCUCCAAAUCCAAGCCCCCUAAAAGAGAUGAAAAGGAAAGGAAAAGGCGAAGCCCUUCACCUAAACCCACCAAAGUACAUAUUGGGAGGCUCACCAGGAAUGUGACCAAGGAUCAUAUCAUGGAAAUAUUUUCUACUUAUGGGAAAAUUAAAAUGAUUGACAUGCCUGUAGAAAGGAUGCAUCCUCAUCUAUCCAAAGGUUAUGCAUAUGUGGAAUUUGAGAAUCCAGAUGAAGCGGAGAAGGCAUUGAAACACAUGGAUGGAGGACAAAUUGAUGGCCAGGAGAUCACUGCUACUGCUGUGUUGGCACCAUGGCCUCGGCCACCCCCUCGGCGAUUCAGCCCACCCAGGAGAAUGCUCCCACCACCUCCCAUGUGGCGCAGAUCACCCCCACGGAUGAGGAGGAGAUCUCGCUCCCCAAGACGCAGGUCACCUGUUCGUAGGAGGUCUCGAUCUCCUGGCCGCCGCCGCCACAGGAGCCGCUCCAGCUCCAACUCCUCUCGAUAAGCAGGAGUGCUGAUGCCCACCUCAGUAACUUAAUGUCCCGGCUCAGUUCUGUCCUUUCUCUAGCCAAAUGAGGAUCUGUAGGGAAGGAUCCCUUACCAGGGGAGACUUGGAAAACAACGAUUUCUAUAUUUCCUCUGCAGGAGGAUUCUGGCUGCAGAGAUACUGUUGGUUUGGGACUGUGCCCAUAAAGGUACCCUGUAGUUUUCUGGCUAGAAAGUUCGCCCCUUCCACUUAUUGAGUCCAUUUGGUAGCAGAGCCAACUGGGACAAACAAGCCCUCCGUAUAGCAGCACACCGGUUUCCACGGAUGACUUAGAACCAGUCAGACAACCUGGUCACGCCCUUGCUGCUGCUGUGCCACACAUGCCGACAUCUGCCGAAAGGACCAAGCUGCUGUUGUGUGGGGCCUGACCAUGUUUCCUGCUGAGUACACAUCACUCCUAGGGUCAGCCCUUUUAAGGGUUCCUCCAUAGAGUUUGUCCUUUCCGUCCCCGAAUCUCUGUUCCUCUAUAAAGUUGGCGAGCCAGUUCUACAGGGUCCUCGCGGAACCCACCCACCCAUUAUUACCUGCUAGUCACAGUGAUGCUGCAGGUUAGCUUUGGCAAUGUGAACAUUGCCUCUUCUUGCUUUUAUUGUACAGUCAGUACUAUAAAAUUUGUUUUGAGUUUUAUAACUUUGUAGCAUUUUAGAGAAGGUUGUGUUUGUACUUGUGUAGAGUGAAAGGACUGUGUUGAAUAAAUUUAGAAUUAGAAUGCAAAUUGA